Hymenoscyphus albidus is the source of this 471-nucleotide messenger RNA. The record is from the annotation of a GenBank genome assembly. NCBI's taxonomy places the organism in Eukaryota, Fungi, Ascomycota, Leotiomycetes, Helotiales, Helotiaceae.
AUGGCUAAGCUCACCUUCCAAACUUUCUUCACUUUUGUGACUCGAAAUAAAAUGGACCCACUCAUACAAGAAAAACACGGCGUUUGUGGUUUAGUGGUAAAAUCGAUGCUUGCCAAUUCCACGGGCUGUAACCCUUGGAUUUCAUCUGCAUUGGCCCCGGGUUAGUUCCUCUUAUCUUAUGAUGAUGUGUCUUCCUUACUAAUUUGAACAGGUUCGAUUCCCGGCGAACGCAAGAGUUUCAUCCUCUUCUUUCUUUCGUUUUUGCUGCGCUGGCUUUGGUAAGCUAGGUAUGCUCUAGUACUGUUUUAUAGGAGUGGGGUGGAAUUUAACUAUCGUGUAUUUUGGAUUAUAUUAAACGUUCGUAUGUACUGUACACUUAGUUCCCGGCGAACGUAAGAUACGUACGUACCUUCUCUUUUUGCCCGUUUUCGCCUUGCCUUUUGAAGUAUAAUAGUUGUAGUUCUAAAGCAU